Molecule: messenger RNA, 1263 nt
Organism: Malania oleifera
Lineage: Eukaryota; Viridiplantae; Streptophyta; Magnoliopsida; Santalales; Ximeniaceae
Exons: 4
Coding region: 256-882 (208 amino acids)
Source: RefSeq, a predicted model, not a curated record
GGAAGCUGCCCGCGAAGCUGCAUAUUUUCUGAAACGCAACUUCACUUCAGUCGCUCCCACACCUCUUAAUUAAUCCAUCGCCGCUUUCAACGUUUCUUCCAUUCCCAUCGCAUCAGAGCUUUUGUUUGAUUAACUUGAUUGUUCCAGGAUGACUAAACCAAACUCUCGCGUGUCCAUCAGCAGCAGUAUGUUAACUAUGAAAUUCAAGUAAAAUCAAUUCGAGUGAAAGUCAAAUUCAAGUAACUCCCCCGCAAAAUGAUGGGCACUGUUCAUCGUCUGUCUCUGCCCGACCAGGAACUGCUCCUGGAGAAGCUUGGGAUCUUCAAGAUCAGCGGCAGAGAUAAGUCCGGGCGACCCAUCCUACGCAUUAUCGGAAAGUUCUUCCCCGCUCGAAUUGUGAGCGCCGAUGUUGUGAAGAAAUAUUUGGAGGAGAAGAUUUUGCCGGAGCUAGGGAAACGGCCGUUCGUGGUCGUGUACGUGCACACCGACGUCCAAAGGAGCGAGAACUUACCCGGAAUGUCGGCGCUGCGAUCGGUUUGCGAUGCGGUUCCGGCUGACGUCAAGGAAAGCGCGGAGGCCGUGUAUUUUUUGCACCCCGGCCUGCAGGCCAGGCUCUUCCUCGCCUUCUUUGGCCGUUUUCUGUUCGGAGGGGGGCUGUACGGAAAGGUAAGGUACGUGAACAGACUGAGCUAUCUGUGGGAGCAGGUGAGGAUGAAGGAGGUGGAGAUUCCUGAUUUCGUGUACGAUCACGAUGAAGAGCUGGAGGAGAGCGGCAACCAUCGGGUGAUGGAGAGUGGUAUGGAGGGCGAUUAUGCGCGGGUGUACGGUGGGCGUGCGGCGGACCAACCGGUGUCGACGUACUCCAUGAGAUGCAUAUCGUAGAAUGGAGUAACGAAGCAGUAUCAGCAAUGUCAGUAUGUAUACAAAUGGUAGAAUAGGUUAUAAUUUUUGUAAUUUUGAAUGAAAAUAAGGUGGUGGUAGGAAGCAUGCAGACUCAGCAGGCGUCGGGCGUCUGCUCUUGCUCCUCCUCCUCCUCCUCCUCUUCUUUUGAUUUUUUUUUUUUUCAAACUAGCAUUUGGCUUUUCAAGGGAGUAUGCAAUGUUGUAUUUUUCGUUAGUUAUCCCGUAAAAUUUCUGAAGACUGCAACUUCCCAAAUAUGAAUACCUCUUUGGGAACUCAUGAUCAAAAUUGUACAAGGCAAAUAUUUUGGAUUCCUUUGAAUGAUAGAUGUCCUCGAAAUAACCAUAUUUAAUAUUCACAUUU